Molecule: messenger RNA, 612 nt
Organism: Durotheca rogersii
Lineage: Eukaryota; Fungi; Ascomycota; Sordariomycetes; Xylariales; Xylariaceae
Exons: 1
Coding region: 1-612 (203 amino acids)
Source: RefSeq, a predicted model, not a curated record
AUGGGCCCCGCCAUCUCCCCCUACUUCGACCCCCUCGGUGACGGCGACGAAGCUUACGAUCGCGGCGCGGGGCCGCCGCGGCGUGCUGCUCGGGAGGAGGCCGAGGCCGAGGCGGCGCGCCGGGAGGAAGCCGAGGACGACGGCGGCGCCAUGUCGCUCGACGCGAGGAGGCUCCGGGCCCGGCACGCGACGGAGGGGUACCGCGACGGCAUCGCCGCCGGCAAGGCGGGCAGCAUCCAGGGCGGCUUCGACGGCGGCUUCGAGCUGGGCGCCCACGUCGGGCUGCGCGCCGGCCGCGUCCUCGGCCUGCUCGAGGGCAUCGCCGCGGCGCUGCGAGGGAGGGGCGGGGGCCGGGGCGGUCCCCUCGCCGACGCCGCCGCCGCCGCCGCCGAGCGCCUCCUCGCGGACGCGGCCGCCGAGCUGACCACCGACGCCGUCUUCGCCGAGGAGUACUGGACCCCCGACGGCAGCUGGAGGUACAGCGUGACGCCGCGCGAGGGCGCCGACAGCGCCGUCGCCGUCGCCUUGAGCGACGUAGCCGGCCAGCACCCGCUGAUUGCGAAGUGGGAGGGCCUGGCUACGCGCGAGAUCGAGCGGUGGGGCUUGAACUAG